Echinococcus granulosus is the source of this 552-nucleotide messenger RNA. RefSeq lists its product as hypothetical. The record is from RefSeq and is a predicted model, not a curated record. The transcript has 7 exons. The coding region runs from base 1 to 552 and encodes 183 amino acids. NCBI's taxonomy places the organism in Eukaryota, Metazoa, Platyhelminthes, Cestoda, Cyclophyllidea, Taeniidae.
AUGUUUAUCACAAACUGUGAGGCAGCAAUUUGUUAUAAAAAAUAUAAAAAAGAGGAAUUUAUGUGGAAAUUAAAACAGAUUAUACAAAUUUUGUGCGAGUUAUUUAUAUUUUUUCUCAAAUUGGGAGAGGAGGGACCGACGGAGGAAAGGGAAGACGCGGGGAGGAAACGUAAAGGAAAGCUAAAAUAUACACGCACACAUUUGCCUACAUUUGAGUACUUAAAAAGAGGAAUGAGAAAUGACUUUCUCUGUGUAUUCUGGUUAAAAGAUGAGGGGAGAAGAGGUGGUGAAAGUGACACUUUACUGGCGUCAAAUUUGUUAACUGUCUCCAUUUUUGAACAAAGAAAGGGUGUCGAGGCGAUUAUGCUUUUAAAAUUCUCCAAACAAUGUAAAAUCAGCAACUUCAAGGUUACCAAAAAAGAUAAAAUAAAAUGGAUUUUCCAAGAAGCCUAUGAAGAAGAUUGUUUCUCCUUUUCCCCUUUUCCUUCUCCUCCCUGCCCCGCCUUGCCCCUCCCCAUUUUAUUUUUUCACAGGGAAAUUAAACCUUACUAA